Molecule: messenger RNA, 1507 nt
Organism: Brassica oleracea var. oleracea
Lineage: Eukaryota; Viridiplantae; Streptophyta; Magnoliopsida; Brassicales; Brassicaceae
Exons: 7
Coding region: 53-1279 (408 amino acids)
Biological process (GO): regulation of DNA-templated transcription
Cellular component (GO): nucleus
Source: RefSeq, a predicted model, not a curated record
UAGUUUAGUCAUUUAAGGUUAAUACAGAGACUCGUUUCUUCUUCUCAGUUGAAUGAAAAUUAGGGUUUUCUCGUUACCCCAACCAAAGUUCCGAUCUUUGAUUCACCGGAAUCAAAUGGCUCUUGGGAAGCGAACUCGUGACUACGACUCCAAUGACAAACCCAUCUCUUCGUCUCCCCUCAGGAGGAUGCAAGAAGACGACGCCUCCGGCAUGGAGUCGAUGCUCCGGAGGAGAAAACAACCCAAGACUACUCCAGUGUCUUCUUCCUCUAAUAACAAGAUGAAUUGGACUAAAGACGACGAGCUCAUCAUCCUCGGGAGUAUUGUAGAUUACGAAAAGGAAACGAAGCUGAGUCAUAGAUCUGACUGGGAUGCGUUCUACGGAUACGUUAAGGAUUUUAUUGAACCGGACUUCUCCAAGAAGCAGCUUACUGAUAAGAUUAGGAACUUGAACAAGAGGUUUUUGGGUAACAAGGCGAGGUGUGACGAUGAGGAAGGGCCUUCCUUUACUGAUACUGAAGACGAUAUCAUCUUCAAGCUGUCAGUGAUCAUUUGGGAUUCAACGAAUGAAACAGGGUGUGCUUCUGAUGAGAAUGUGGACCAAGCUAAGGAUGUGCCUUGUGUGGAGAAUGAACCUGUUGAUGAGAAUAUGGACCCAGCAAAGGUAGAUCUACCUUGUGUGGAGGAUGAACGGGUCGAUGAGAAUGUGGACCAAGCAAAGGCUCUUGAUUUGGAUAAGGAUGCGCCUUGUGUGGAGCGUGAACGAGUAAAUGAGAAUAUGGACCUGGACCAAGAAAAGGAUGUGCCAUGUGUGGAGCAUGAACUAGUUAACGAGAAUAUGGACCAAGAACAGGCUGUUCUUUGCACGGGGGAUGAGCCGAUGAGCAACGCAAGUAUCGAGACUGAUAAAGGAGAGAAAGAUGGUGUGGAUGAGUUUUGUGCUUUGAAAGAUGCACUAACUGAUAAAGAAGAGAAAGAGAAGAGUACAGAAGAUGUUGGGGAUGAGUUGUGUGCUAUGAAGGAUGCACUAACUGAUAAAGAGAAGAGUGAGGAUGUGUAUUGUGCUCUGAAGGAUGCACUUGAGGAGACGACAUUCUUUCAAAGUAUAGGUAAAUAUCAACAGAAGGUCCUGCUUCAGAAUUUGAAAAACCUUAGAGGUACAAGAAGAAAAGAGCUAGCUGAUGAGUUGAAGGAAUUGCUUAACGAGGAGAUGAAAGUGCGUGCCAAGAAACUGAGUUUAACCGCAAAGCUAGCAAGCGCAUGGGAGGAGUCUUGUUGAUUCAAAAGUAACAAAAAGUUCUGCUGCUUUUUUUUUUGGAACUUUACAUGGUUCUUUGAUUUUUUUUGUUGGGUGAUCAAAGCCAAUCUUUUGAACUGUUAAUUAGUGUACCUAGAAAAAGAUUGUGGCUUGUCCUUUUUUGUUUUGUCUCAUGUUUGUGGUAAUCAGUGACUCAUGUUUCUGAAAUGAAUCCAAAAUGACUCUUAUACCGGAGACCGGUUAAUCCCG